AUUUUUUUUACUUUUUUUAAAUUUGAACACCCUUAAAGAAAUUCCUAGCUUCGCCAAUGCUUAUAUAGCUUGUUGAGUUUGAGUCCACAUGUUCACAAAAUGCAAUACUGGUUAACACGAAGGCCCAUAUGCACAUAACACUUGGCUUACCUUCCAUCUCUCCUUUGUCUUUCUUCUCCUCCUUUAAUAUUACUGGGGCACUACUCACUUUUUUUGAAACCACAUACACAAAUCCUCCACAUAUUCAAACGCCGCUGAUUGUUCACUUUAAAAGUACACUUCACAAAUCACUCUAAAUUCUCUUAGUUUACGUAGCUUGCUUUGCUAUCUCACCUUCCUCAUUCCUUCUCAACCUUUCCCACUCGAAACUAUUACGUUGUCGAUCAAUCUCCACCCUUUUUCAAGCUCCAAACAUUACAAAUUUUGUGUACAAAUUAAAAUGAAAGAAGUUGUGUACUCUAAACUCUGUGAGCUUUGCAAUGACCAAGCCGCUCUAUUUUGUACCUCUGAUUCUGCCUUUCUCUGUUUCAACUGUGAUGCCAAGGUUCAUCAGGCUAAUUUCCUUGUUGCUCGCCAUCUUCGUUUUACUCUUUGCUCCCACUGCAACUCCCUAACAAAAAAUCGUUUCUCCCCAUGUUCUCAUAGUCUUAACUCCUCUGCUCUUUGUUCCUCCUGCUCCCCCCGCAAUUUCUCUGCUCAUGACUCCGAUCUCCAUUCUCUUUCCUCCUCCUCCUCGUCUACUUGUGUUUCCAGCACGCAUUCCUGCGCUACUACUCAAAAGCAAAUAAGCUCCUCCGAUCAAAAGUUGCUGGAUUCCUCGAACUCUGCAAACAGUUAUUCCGGCGAAGUUAUAAAUUCUGCUAUCGCGUGCCCUAAAUAUGAAGCGCGAUCCAGAAAUGUGAAAUUGAGAGAUCCGAUGGCGGCGACUGGCGUGUUCAUGCAUUGGUGCACGAAGCUUGGAAUGUGCGGUGAGGAAGGUGCAGUAGUACUGCAGACGGCAUGUGGUGCAUUGGGCAUUUGUUUGGGUCGAUUUAGGGCUUUGCCUUUGCGGGUAGGCCUGGUGGCGUCUUUGUGGUUUGGUCUGAAAAGUAGUGGCGACAGAUCGAAAUCCACGCGGCGGUAUUUGAAGAGACUGGAGGAGAUCUCGGGUGUGCCAGCGAAGCUAAUAUUAGCCUACGAAUUGAAGCUGCGACAAAUCGUGAAAACCGAUAAGCAACGACAACGUCAAGGAAUGGAAGAAAGCUGGGGCGAAUCAUCGGCUUGAUUCGAUGGUGUUUGGACGAAGAUUCUCCACCUCUUUAUUUUGUCACUCUUUUUUUUCUUUUUCUUUUGUGGAAACCAUUAGAAAAUUGGAAAUGUUUGAACGUGGCCCUCCAUUUUACAGAAGUCUUUACUUUA
Messenger RNA from Nicotiana attenuata, 1398 nucleotides. RefSeq names its product B-box zinc finger protein 32. Gene Ontology annotation, molecular function: zinc ion binding. The coding region runs from base 440 to 1264 and encodes 274 amino acids. The transcript has a single exon. The record is from RefSeq and is a predicted model, not a curated record. Lineage: Eukaryota; Viridiplantae; Streptophyta; Magnoliopsida; Solanales; Solanaceae.